GCGGAACAGGUUUGCCGAGCUCGCGCUGCUGCAGCUGGACCGCAGUGACUGAGAGCGAUGCGAUGAGACUCCAACCAGACACAGGGCACCAGGAUGGAUCAGGCAGGUCUGAGGAGCAGAAGACGUCAGCAUCCUGAUCCCAGGAUUGACAUGUAACUCAGAGAGACAGACAGUGGGAGAGGGAAGAGAGAGAAAACGCAGGUUGUUAGAAAUACGCUGAUUUCUGAAUGUGAAACAGAAAGGUGUUGGCAAGUAAUGUGCAGUACCUGCCUGCACAUCCAUUCCGACCAAUGAACAAAAGCCUUUUACUGAAUGCUCAGAGUAUCUCUUGGAGGUUACAAAGAUGUACCAAAUUGUACCAGCGACAGCUGGGGAUAUUGGCCUUGGUGGCAUGCGCGAGUACAUGCCGCCAAAGAAAAGAGUGGAUCGGCGUGGACGUCAGCUGAUUGCAUCAAGCUUGUUUGGGGCAGUGCUAGUCAUUGCAGCAGUGGCAGCUUGGUGCUAUUAUUUUGUGUCUCUCCGUAAGGCAGAUCUGCUGAAGACUGAACUGCUAGAACUCAACAAAGAUGGCUUUGUCAUCCACAGUCAAGCUGGAGCAGUCAUCUUCCGAAUGGCAUUUAGGUCAGGUUCCCUUGAUUUGGACUCGUGCUCGAAGGAAGGCAGAAUUCUGAGUUGCAGCCGAUCCAGUGGAGGAAAGCUUAAUUUCUUCAUUGAAACUGUGAGACCCAAGGACACAGUGAUGUGUUACCGUGUGCGCUGGGAGGAGCUUGAUGUGUACCGUGCUGUAGAACAUGCCAUGGCCUAUAAUGGCUCUCACUGGUAUGGUGGGGCAGAGUCCUGGUCCCAGCACUGGCCGAUUGUUUUUGCGGGAAACCAGGAACCCAAACCUUUCAUUACUAGUGAUGUCAGUUCGAAUCAGCCAGAUUUUGGGGGCAUCCUGGAGCGCUACUGGCUCUCUUCCAAUGCAACUGCUAUCAAAAUCAAUGACUCGGUCCCUUUCCAUCUUGGCUGGGAUGAGAACAGCAAGAUGCUGCGAUUCCAGGCACGGUACGACAACAGUCCAUAUAAGCCUGACCCUGCACUGCCUGUCCAUGCUGAGCUGAGCUAUCGGGUUUGUGUUGGGUAUGAUGUCACUUCUAUACAUAAAUACAUGGUCCGUCGUUAUUUUAACAAACCCAAUAAAGUUCCUUCAGAGGCGGUUUUUAGGUGGCCAAUUUGGUCCACAUGGGCCUUGCACAAGACUGAAGUGGACCAGGAGAAGCUACUGACCUAUGCGUCUGAGAUUCAAGCACAUGGCUUCAACUGCAGUCAUCUGGAGCUGGAUGAUCGAUAUACGAUAAGCUAUGGAGAGUUCGAAUUUGAUCCAGUCAAGUUCCCUAAUGCAACUCGUAUGUUUCAGAAACUUAGAAAUGAUGGGUUUGAAGUCACCCUCUGGACCCAUCCCUUUGUGAACUACAACUCCACUAACUUUGGAGUUGGAGUGGAAAGGGGGCUCUUUGUGCGAGAACCUACUGGCGAGUUGCCUGCCUUGAUUCGGUGGUGGAAUGGUAUUGGUGGCAUUUUAGAUUUCACCAAUCCAGAAACCCGCGAGUGGUAUGCCUCACACCUCCGUGCCUUAAAGAACAAAUACGUGAUAGCUUCCUUCAAGUUUGAUGCUGGGGAAACCAGCUACCUGCCCCAGCAGUUCAGAACCUUCAUGCCCCUGCAUGAUCCCAGUGUAUUCACUCGCCGCUACAGCGAGAUGGCGAUCCCCUUCAGUGACCGUGCUGAACUGCGUGCUGGGUAUCAAUCCCAGAACAUCUCCUGCUUCUUCCGGAUCACUGACCGUGACUCAGUCUGGGGCUACGGCCUGGGGCUCAAGUCAAUCAUCCCUACUGUGCUAACUGUUAGCAUUCUAGGUUACCAGUUUGUUCUCCCAGACAUGAUUGGUGGAAAUGCUUACCCAAACCGCACUGAAGGAAAUCGGGGACUCCCUGACCGGGAGCUCUACAUCCGCUGGCUGGAACUGCUAGCAUUUAUGCCAACUAUGGAGUUCUCCAUCCCACCAUGGCUGUAUGACGAUGAGGUUGUAGAGAUCGCUAGGAAGUUUACAAGACUUCAUGAGACCCUGGUGGCCCCUCGAGUGCUCGAACUUGCUGGAGAAGUGUUGGACACUGGAGAUCCUAUCAUUCGCCCUCUGUGGUGGAUCGCUAUAGGCGAUGAGGCUGCCUACAAAAUCGAUUCACAGUUUCUCAUAGGGGACGACCUUAUGGUAGCACCAGUUCUUGAGCCAGGCAAGCAAGAGAGAGAUAUUUACCUCCCAGCAGGCAGAUGGAGGAGCUACAAGGGUGAACUUUUUGACAAAGGGCCGAUGCAUCUUACUGACUACCCUGUGGACUUGGAUGAGAUUGCCUACUUUGUGUGGUCAGGAUGAUACAAACAUAAAAGGGAAAUGUUUGUACAACAGACCCAAAUGGCUGUUUCACUUCUACUGAACAAGCACACUUUCUUUCCUCAUGUUCGUGUGCCUUGUAUUUGGUAUGCCACUGUAACUAGCAUUCGUAAAAUUAUAUUUGAAUGUUUUCUUACAGUUUAACAAAUUUGUAUACCUCUCAUUAGAAACAAAAAUGUUCAGAAAUGGAAAUUGGGACAGUGGAAGAUACCACUUUUGAUUUUACCUGUUGAGAGAAAUGUACGCUUUAUCCUUUUAAGAUUGAAGUUCUGUCACAUGUUCCUGGUAGUCCUGGAAAUGUAUUAAUUUUGUACAGUACCAGUCUAAAGUGUGGACAUACCUACUAAUUUGUAUGAUUUUUCUCCAUUGUAAAACAAUCCUGAAGAUAUCAAACUAAGGAAAUAACAUAGAACAUGUAUAGAAUUAUGUGGUAAACAAAAGUCCAUCCAUUAUUUGUAACCGCUUAUCCUGUGCAGGGUCGCGGGCAAACUGGAGCCUAUUCCAGCUGACUAUUGCCGCUUUUCCACUACAAACGCAGCUGAGCCGUGCGGUGCUGAGUCGAGCUGAGUCGAGCUGAGCGGGGCUGUUGGAGUUGCAUUUCGACUACAACCGCGCUGAACCGUGCUGGCUGGAAGUGGGUGGACACAUUGGGUGGAGUUAGCGAAAGUGGGUGGACGUCACGUGAUGUCGUUAAGCAGCGCAAACAGUGACAUCAGUGAGCUUUUAAGCGGUAGUCUCACGACCCGGAUAGUAAACAAUAAACAUGGAGGACAUGGAGUCGUUAGUGUUGCUGGUCUUGGUGCUGUGGCUUGUCGUCACCGACAACGCCAACAGAUACUGGCAAGAGCGUAUAGAUGAGGCGAGGCGCAUAAGGCUUCAGAAAUUCUCGUAAUUCGUAAUUAUUCUUCUUCCGGGUUUGCGGUGUGUACAGAUCCCAGCGUGCUCGCGGGGCGUGUGUGGGCAUGUGAGGACACUCCUCCUCACCAAUCAGUGCACAGGGGAGUGUCUGCUCACGCCCCCAGCCUCACUCGGCUCGCUUUGGCUCGCUUCAGCCCUACUCCAAAACGGUGCGAGUUUUAGGGGCUAAGCAGGGCUGAAGCGAACCGAGUCGUGCUGUUUUUUGGUAGUCGAAACGCGAGCCGUGUCGGGCUGAAGUGAGCUGAAAAAGGGUAGUGGAAAAGGGCCAUAUGGCUGAGAGGCGGGGUACACCCUGGACAAGUCACGAAAUCAUCGCAGGGCAGACACAGAGACAAACAACCAUUCACACACAGUCAAUUUAGAGCCACCAAUUAACCUAACCUGCAUGUCUUUGGACUGUGGGGGAAACCAGAGCACCCAUAGGAAACCCACACAGACAUGGGAAGAACAUGCAAACUCCACACAGAAAGGCCCCUGUUGGCCCCUGGGCUUGAACCCAGAACCUUCUUGCUGUGAGGCGACCGUGUUCACUACAACACCACCAUACCACCAAUAAACAAAAGUGUUAAAGAAAAUCCGUCUCAUAUUUUAGAUUCUUCAAAGUAUCCACCGUUUACCUUGAUGCUUUGCACACUAUUAUCAUUAUCUUAACCAGCUUCGUGAGGGAGUCACCUGGAAUGCUUUUCAAUUAACAGUUGUGCCUUGUCAAAAGUUAACUGGUGCAAUUUCCUGCCUUCUUAAUGCAUUUGAGAUCAAAUAAAUAAUAAAAAUACAGUAAAUAGCCCUAUUCCACAACUGUAGUAAUCCAUAUUAUGUCAAGAACUGCUCAACUAAGUAAAGAGAAACAUCAUCCAUCAUUACUUUAAGACAUGAAGUGUCUCUUAAUUAAUAAAAAUAAAGUAAAAAAAUUGAAUUAAAAGGUGUGUCCAAACUUUGGAAUGGCACUGUAUUAGAAAGGAACCUACAAAAUGGAGAGGGACAAAUGUAAAUUCUGAUCACAUUCCAUUAUCACAAGGAAAGUGAAUGUUGUAGUGGAACGCUGGGAGUUUUACAUAUGAUGGUACAUUACUACCUGGUUUGACCAGCAAUGCAUUAAAAAGAAAGCACAAUAGGAAACAUCAGACCUCAGUUAAUAGGAAACAGAAGUGUAUUUUUUUUCUGUUUUCUUUAGUAUUCUUGAAAAUGUCCAAAAACUACUGACCAUGCCAUACAGAGGGCGAGUAUUCUGAAACUGCUCUAAAGACACAUGAUGUACAUAGUAUACAGCAUCACCGUGAAUAUGUAAACAAGUUAUUCAUGUUCAGGGUUUUUUUUCCUCCCGUCUUGCUGGUUAUUAAUUUUGUGAGUUGCAUUUUAUAUUGUUUUGUGUGCUUUUUGCUUGCCGUUGCUUCAACAAUUUAAGGUGAAUGACCGAGCAGUAAGAUUUAUUUAUAAUAAAUCUGAAGUGGCUUAGAAGCCUGAAUUGGGGAGAAAAAUGAUGUCUGUAUUCCACUGAUGGUACUGUGAAUUAAAUUCCUUUCCAGAUUAUUUAAACAGCAAGAGAUAAUCGAACCAUCCUCUGUAACAAAGUAAUAUAAUCCUUCCCUGUCAGAUUUAAACUGGAAAGUUGUCAAGUCUAUUUAUUGUUGAUUGUUUGCAAAUAAACCUACUUUUCAAGAUCA
Molecule: messenger RNA, 5010 nt
Organism: Neoarius graeffei (lesser salmon catfish)
Lineage: Eukaryota; Metazoa; Chordata; Actinopteri; Siluriformes; Ariidae
Product: myogenesis-regulating glycosidase
Exons: 4
Coding region: 344-2413 (689 amino acids)
Biological process (GO): carbohydrate metabolic process; skeletal muscle fiber development
Molecular function (GO): hydrolase activity, hydrolyzing O-glycosyl compounds
Source: RefSeq, a predicted model, not a curated record